AUGUUCCUCCUCAGUCAGUUAGCCUACGACCUUUAUUCGACCCUCAGCUCUGGAAGAGAGGCUGCAUCGCGUGACCUGAAAGAGCUUGAGGGGGUGCUCUUUAGUCUUAGAUGCGCUUUGGAUCACCUCAAGGACGUCUCCGGAGACGUACUCGCAAAACCAGGUUUGCAACAUGGGGGGUCAGCGCUCAAGGAGAAGUUGGAUAUGAUGAUUGGAUCAUGCGCUUCCACACUGCAGGAGCUGGAUACUGUGACGAAGAAGUAUCGCGACGCCGAGAUCCAAGCGAACAAGGGAAAGACGAAGUUGCGCACGCUGGAUGAUGUGAGAAAGAGCAUGAAGGUCAACUGGCAGAGAGUGCGGUGGGACCGCGAGAAGCAAUCCCUGCAACAGUAUCGCGAGAAGCUCAAGUCGCAUACUGAUGCGAUAAAUCUCAUGUUGACUUCGAUAGUCUGGGCAAACACCGCGUUCGCGAAUGCUAACAGCAAGAAGAACCACGAUAGAACGCAUUCUCUGUUAGACAACGUAUUGCGCACUACAGUUGUAGAUCCUGAAAUUCGAAGUUUGGUGGAAGAGAUGCACGGCAUGCUCACCAAUCCGACUGCCAGGCCACAAACAGGCCAGAUGAAAGCGAAACGAAGUAUGGGAUUGUCCCACAACCAGGUCGAUGUCACUGCAAAUUCGCUGAGCGGCCCGUCAUUUGAGGAAGCGCCGAAUCCGAAGCCAGAAGACAUCCAAAUGGCCACGAUGCAAGGUACAGCAUCGCCUCACGAUCAGCUCGGGACUGUGUACCCUUUCAGCGAAGCAUCAUUCGACGAAUCGUCUGUUCCCAUAAGAAGAUACAGAAGAAGUUUGCCUGUAGUAAGCCUGUACGCAAUGACGAGUUUGCCCGAAAGAACGGCAAGGGUAGAUGAAUAUGCCAGACCUACCUCAACAGGAGUAUCGACGCGAGGCCUUGCCCGUGUACCGUCUUGGAUAGGGCAAGAUAUUGCAGAGAGCGCAAGCAAGCCAAGCACACCCUCUGUGUACCAUACGGCACACACGCAAAACAUGGGGUCGAGUGAGAUGUAUCACAAGUUCGAGAACCUUGCGGAGAGCACGUUUCGGCAUGAGCGUCUGACAGACCAAGUGAAGCUACCAGCGGCCACUGUACAGCUCAACAACGAACGCCGCGCUUUCGGAGCAAGAGAGUACGAAGCCUUCAAACAGCGAUACACAAAGCCGAAGAAGUUCGCGAAGCCGUCUUUGCUGACGAGUGUGACGCCCAGCAGUCGAGACCUCCAAGCCUGCAUACCGCAUAUCUUCCAGUCAACAGCAGAGGGUAAACAGCAGACGCAAGAGCGGAAAAAUGACAUAACUCGGUGGGCGCAUGAGUUCUCUCGCUACAUCAACGAUACAAACGUGACCCAGUCCAACAAAGACGGGCAUAUCUUGAGGUUGUUGGGGGCGCUGAACGAGGCAGUCGAAAGCAGUACUGGAAAGAUGAGAAAGCUGUUCUACGAGACUUCGGACUCGGCAGGCUUCACAUCAGUACUGAGCCAGAUAGAGACCAUGUCGAAAAGCGUGAGAGUGAUGAAAGAGAUUGAAGAGUUCCAGGACACCAAAGGAGAAUAG
Alternaria hordeiaustralica is the source of this 1611-nucleotide messenger RNA. RefSeq lists its product as uncharacterized. The coding region runs from base 1 to 1611 and encodes 536 amino acids. Lineage: Eukaryota; Fungi; Ascomycota; Dothideomycetes; Pleosporales; Pleosporaceae. The record is from RefSeq and is a predicted model, not a curated record. The transcript has 3 exons.